This is a messenger RNA of Cetraspora pellucida, 1791 nucleotides long. The record is from the annotation of a GenBank genome assembly. Lineage: Eukaryota; Fungi; Glomeromycota; Glomeromycetes; Diversisporales; Gigasporaceae.
AUGAAAAAAAAGAAAAGAAAUAAAAAUUAUAUAAGUUGGAAAUUAAAAAACCUGCUAGAUUGGGCAGAGAAAGAAGAAAUAGCAAUCUUGAGAAUAACAGAAACAAACAUUAUAGAAAAAGAAGAGAAAAUCUUGUUAUACAAUCUUAAUAUAAGAUUUAAAAAUUAUUGGGCAAGGGUGUAUAUUUCACCAAAUAACAAAGCAAUCAGUAAGAAAAUACAGCAAAAAAUUGUAAAAAUAGUAACAAACAAGAGAAAGUAUACAGAAAUAGUCAUACUUGGAGAUUUCAAUUACAUACUUAAGAAGCAAGAUUUUACAGACUCAUUUAGAAAUUUGUAUUUAAUAAAAAGAGUAUACAUAUGGUUAAGCCAAGAAGUAGCAACAAGAAUUGACUAUAUCUGGUUGUCAGAAACAAUCACAACUGGUCUUCAAGAAGCCAAUAUAGAAGAAGCAGAAGAUAUAACAGGUAGUGACCACAAGUUACUAACAACAGUUAUAUGGCUAAAGCAUAUAAUUGCAAACCAGAACAGUGCAGAAAUUAAACGUAAAGACCAGAUAAGAACAAUAUAUUUGUAUAAGGAAGUAAAGCAAGAAGAUUGGGAAAAAUAUGCUGAAGAGUUUCAAGCUCAAUUAGAAUGGAAAAAAGCACUAAAGCAGUUAGAAGAAGAUACAAAGAUUAGAAGAAACCAAGAGAUAAAGAAAGAAGAAAAAGAAGAGAUAAACAAGAAGCUUAUAGACAUUGCUUAUAGCUUAACAGAAGAAAUAACAACAAAAGAUGAUAUAGAUCAAAGAGAAGUAAUUUCUCUACUUGUCUGGUGGCUCUUUUAUGAUCCACUGUUGGAAAGAAUUCAAAAAGAUAAACUACUAGGCUACACAGUAGUGCAAGAAACAUUAAAAAAUGCAGACAAUAAUUGUAUCACAAAACAUAAACAAGCAGUGAUUGUCUAUGCAAAUGAUACUACAUGGAUUGCAAGCAGCAAAGACCAACUGCUAAAAAUUCUUGGAAUUGUAGAUGAGUUCUUUAAAGUGAAUGAUAUUAAAAUAAAUAAAGCAAAAUCAAAGCUUAUAGUAAUAAAUUCUAGACUAAAAAAAGAAAAUAGAGAAAUUACAUUCAGGCAGAGUAGAAUAAUAGAAGAACCAAAAAACAAGAUUGUAAGAUCAUUAGGAAUUUGGCUAAAUAGUAGAAUAAAAGAGUUACUAGUCUGCAAAAAAGCAAAAGGAAUAGUUAACCAAACAAUAUUAAAGAAGAAAAAGAUCUUAGCAGAACAUUGGCUACUACAAAAAGUAGAAGGCAAGACAUAUACUAAGAUAAGUAAAUGCAAAGGGUGUGAGAACAGAACAGAACAAAUAACAAACAAUUGUGAAAAGUUGAUAAGAUGGAAUAAUAACUUAAAAGCAGUUCCAGAAACAUUAGUAGAGAAAGGCAAAGAAAGAGAGCUAAUUGAACUUAAACAAGUAGAAGAAUUAGAGACAGAAUUAAUUAAGAAACAAGCAUUUGACAGUAAAGUUAAAGAUAUUAUAAUAGAAGCCCUAUUGAAAAACAAGAGAAGAAACAAAAACAAAUACAUCCUUUAUACAGAUAGAGCAUUAUAUAAAGAGGAAGGAAAAGAUAGUAUAGCAAAAAUGGCAACAACAACAGAAUUAAUAGCAAUAUGGUUAGCAAUUUUAGUUAUACUAAAAGAGAAAGGUAUAAAAGUGUAUACAAAUAGCUUUGCAGCAUUAAGGCAUAUUAAUAGAGCAAUUCAAGUGAUAGAAAAUAACAAAGUUCUAAAAAAGAAAAAUAUGAUGUAG